Molecule: messenger RNA, 3417 nt
Organism: Rosa chinensis
Lineage: Eukaryota; Viridiplantae; Streptophyta; Magnoliopsida; Rosales; Rosaceae
Product: clathrin interactor EPSIN 2-like
Biological process (GO): endocytosis
Cellular component (GO): endosome; plasma membrane; clathrin vesicle coat
Molecular function (GO): phospholipid binding; clathrin binding
Source: RefSeq, a predicted model, not a curated record
UCUCUUCACUGCGACUUUCUAAGACACAAAAGGGAAGAGAGACCCUCCUCCUUCUCUCUCUCUCUCCCUAUUUUUGUUUCAAUUUCCAGAAGAAAGAAGAAGACAAUCGCCAGAGAUUUGAGGAGCUCUUCUUUUCUCUCUCUCUCUUUCUGCUCCUCCUCCUCCUCCUUUGUCUGUAAACAGAUCCAAUUCUUUUUUUUUUUUUUUGUAAUCACUAUUCUUUCCAAUAAACGCCUCAAUCGGAUCAGAUCGCGGUUGAUUCCGAAAACGAGCUGCCAUGAAGAAAGUCUUUGAUCAAACUGUCAGGGACCUAAAGAGAGGGGUGAACAAGAAAGUGCUUAAAGUUCCUGGAAUUGAACAGAAGGUUCUCGAUGCUACUAGUAAUGAGCCGUGGGGUCCUCAUGGAUCACUUCUUGCUGAUAUUGCACAAGCAACCAGAAACUAUCAUGAGUACCAAAUGAUUAUGGCCGUGAUUUGGAAGCGGCUUAGUGAUACUGGGAAAAACUGGCGGCAUGUCUACAAGGGUUUAACUGUAUUGGAAUACAUGGUGGCCCAUGGCUCGGAGCGUGUCAUUGAUGAUAUCAAGGAGCAUGUAUAUCAAAUAUCGACAUUGUCCGAUUUUCAAUACAUUGAUUCCAGUGGAAGGGACCAGGGAAGUAAUGUCAGAAAGAAGUCUCAGAGUCUUGUGGCUCUUGUGAAUGAUAGGGAAAGGAUAAUUGAGGUUAGACAGAAAGCAGCUGCCAACAGGGACAAGUUUCGCAACACACCGUCAUCUGGUGGAAUGUAUAGACCCGGUUCUUAUUCUGACAAAUAUGAAGAUGAUCGUUAUGGAGGCAGGGAAGAAGAUAGGAACGGUUAUGGUUAUGGAAAGGACAAAGAAUGGGGUUAUAAGGAUGAUGACCGUUAUGGAAGAGCUGGGGAUUCAUAUAGUCGUGAUGGAGAUCGUUAUGGCAGAGAAUAUGAGGAACGCAAUGGCAGAGAAGGUUACAGAGAUGAUGAUUACCGUGGAAGAAGCCGAAGUGUUGAUGAAUACCAGUAUGGCUCUAGAAGUAGAAGCUCUGAUAGAGAGAGAGAGCGUGCAUAUGAUGAUGAUGGUCAAUAUUCAUCUCGUGGUGCUAGAGCUGAUGACCAAUCUCAGGAUGGAAGGCUAAGUAGGAAAUUUUCGGAACAGAACAUUGCUCCUCCUAGUUACGAAGAGGCUGUAAGUGAAACUCGAAGCCCUGUUCAUAGUGAGAGGGAUGGUGAACCUCCAGCAGUUUCUGCUCCCAGAGCUUCUUCUCCACCUGCAACCAGUAAUCCAAGCCAAGCAACCACUGUUCAAGCUCCUGCUGCAAGCUAUAAUCCAAGCCAAGCAACUAGUGCUCCAGUUAAUUAUGCAUCGCCUGCAAAACAGGAACCGGAGCCUUUUGAUGAAUUUGAUCCACGUGGUUCUGUUUCGGGUGGUCCUUUUGGUUCCGUUUCAGCUGCCCCAACUACUGCAAACAAUGCUGAGAUGGACUUACUUGGUUCCCUAUCAGAGUCAUUUUCUUCAAACUCAUUGGCCAUUGUGCCAACUACAUCUACUACUACUACAUCUGAAGUUGAUGGCCUUGUAAAUUCUGCUCCAGUGACCACAUUUAUGGCAACUCCUCCAGUCUCUAAUGUCAUGAAUCAGUCUUUUGAAGAUCCAUUUGGUGAAACCCCCUUUAAAGCUUUCCCUUCCAGUGAAACUGUGCAGUCUCAACCACAGACAUCCACUUCUGCAGAUGUUUUCCCGCCAACCACGAGCCAGAGUGCAGAUACAGUCUCCAACUUUCCUUUUGGGGACUCAUUUUCCGCUGCAACUUAUUCUGCCUCUGGUGUUUCCAGUGUUCAAACUCCAGCCGAUUCCCAGUUUUUACCUCAAGAUCCGUCCACUGAAGACCAGAACACUGAUAUUCUAGCCGAUAUUCUCCCACCUUCUGGAGCUUCACAGCCAUCAUUUCCAGGUUCCGCAGGUCAACCUUCACAGCCAACUGCAAAUAUAUAUGGGAACUUUCAAUCGCAGCCAGGACCUAUGGUUCCUCAGACUCAAACUGGAUUUUCUGGACAACACAGUGAUGGGGCUUUUCCAUCGCGGGGAGGACCGACAGCACCCAUCACUUCACAUGCGGCUCCUCAAAUGCCAGCAGGACAAGCUUCACAGUAUAAUAAUGGAAAUUUCAUGUCACAACAAGGUGGAUAUGCAGCUCCUAACAAUGGAAACUACUAUUCACAGCAGGGAGGAUCCACUGGUCCCAUCACUCCUUACAUUGCUUCUCAAAGUCAAACUGGAGCAGCCGCCCAGUAUGGUGGUGGAAGCUAUGUUGCGCAACAAGGUUCCGUCGCUUCACAGGUUUCUCAUCAAGCUCCAACUGGGCCAGCUCUGCAACACAACAUUGAUGCUCUGGGUAACCUUCUUCCCCAAGGAGGAUCAACUACUCUGACAUCGACAACAGGGGCACUAGCUUUAGUUGAACAACCACCUAAAGAAAACAAGUUUGAGACCAAAUCAGCAGUUUGGGCUGAUACACUGAGUAGAGGGCUAGUUAACUUGAACAUAUCUGGAGCUAAGAUUAAUCCGUUGAAUGAUAUUGGAAUUGAUUUUGAUGCCAUUAAUCGGAAGGAAAAGAGGAUGGAGAAGCAGCCAGCAACUUCUGCAACAUCUACUAUUUCCAUGGGUAAAGCCAUGGGAUCUGGUUCUGGUAUGGGCCGUGCCGGUGCAAGUGUUCUUAGGGCUCCAGCAAACCCUAUGGUGGGUUCUGGUAUGGGCAUGGGCAUGGGUCCAGGUCCGGGGAUGGGGAUGGGUAUGGGCAUGGGUGGUGGUCCUGGGGGAAUGGGCAUGGGUGGUUAUGGAGGCAUGAAUCAACCCAUGGGUGCUGGAAUGGGAAUGGGGAUGAACAUGGGUAUGAAUAUGGGGAUGGGAAUGAAUAUGGGCAUGGGCAUGCAACGGCCAACUGGAUUACCUCCCGGGUCAAACAUGCCCAAUGGUUAUAACCCUAUGAUGGGCCAAGGUGGUUAUCCUCAGCAACCAUAUGGCGGCUACCGAUGAAAUUGACCAAAGGGAACGAUACAUGUUUGGUCUGAGGAUCGGAAUGGCAAGCCCAGUUUUACUGUUAAAUUUUACACAAUUCACAUUUAGACCAAUAUUUGGUAUACGAGGUUGUAUUUGUAAACAAGAGUCUUGUAAUCUUAUAUGGCCCAGCGUGAUGUAUUUUUAUAUGUGCCCUGUAAUUUGAUUGUUUCUUUGGGUCACAAGAGCUCCUUGGUGCAAUGGUGGUGUCAGUUGUCCUGUUUUUGUAUUAGAGGAGAUAACCAUUCUCGGGUUAUUAUGUCUGUUUCCGUUAUGAGAAUAUUCUUUUUGUCACUUUUCUCCCCAGAUAUAUAGCAGUCGGGAAUAACAUGAUCACUUAUUCUUUC